Molecule: messenger RNA, 1020 nt
Organism: Lontra canadensis (Northern American river otter)
Lineage: Eukaryota; Metazoa; Chordata; Mammalia; Carnivora; Mustelidae
Gene: SNAP29
Product: synaptosome associated protein 29
Exons: 5
Coding region: 176-952 (258 amino acids)
Biological process (GO): synaptic vesicle priming; exocytosis; synaptic vesicle fusion to presynaptic active zone membrane
Cellular component (GO): plasma membrane; SNARE complex
Molecular function (GO): SNAP receptor activity; syntaxin binding
Source: RefSeq, a predicted model, not a curated record
AGGGGCGUAGCGCGGCGCUGGACUGUGGGCUGUGGAGCUGCUGUGCUGCAGAGCGGUGGGCGCUUCCCGAGGGUCUCGGAAGGUCGGCCUGGAGCCCUGAGGGCUUGAAAAGGCCGUUCUUUGCCUUGGCCACGCUCUUCCUUCUCCUGCCCAGACCCAGACGAGCCCCUGCACCAUGUCGGCCUACCCCAAAAGCUACAACCCAUUCGACGACGAUGCGGAGGAUGAGGGUGUCCGGCCAACGCCGUGGAAGGACGACCGCGACCUCCCCGAUGGACCCGGCGCGCCCAUGGACAGGCAGCAGUACCUGCGGCAGGAGGUGAUGCGCAGGGCCCAGGCCGCGGUCGCCAGCACCGACAGGUCCCUUUCCCUCGUAUACGAGUCCGAGAGGGUCGGCGUCGCCUCUGCCGAGGAACUCGAUCGUCAGCGAGGCGUCUUAGAACGCACAGAGAGGAUGGUGGACAAGAUGGAUCAGGAUUUGAAGACCAGCCAGAAGCACAUUAACAGCAUUAAGAGCAUGUUUGGGGGAUUCGUCAAUUACUUCAAAUCAAAACCAGCAGAGACUCCACCCGAACAGAAUGGCCCCCUCACCUCCCAGGCCAAUAGUAGAUUGAAAGAAGCCGUAAGUACCAGUAAAGCACAGGAGGCCCAUUACCAGGCCAGCCACCCAAACCUCAGGAAGCUGAAUGACUCAGACGCCCUCCCUGGAGGAGCGGGUCCUGCCGUGAGCAGCGAGGCUUACCCGAAGAACACACACCUUCGAGCCUGUCACCAGAAGAUGGACAAUAAUCUAGAUGAGCUAUCCAUGGGACUAGGCCGGCUGAAGGACAUAGCCCUGGGAAUGCAGAUGGAAAUCGAGGAGCAAGAUGACAUUCUUGACCGCCUCACAACCAAAGUGGACAAGUUAGAUGUCAAUAUAAAAAGCACAGAAAGAAAAGUUAGGCAACUUUAAACACAGAGAAGGCUCUCUCCACUCCGUUGUGAUGAGAAGAGCCCAAAGAUCUUUCAAACUCCCCAAAA